Molecule: messenger RNA, 2922 nt
Organism: Porites lobata
Lineage: Eukaryota; Metazoa; Cnidaria; Anthozoa; Scleractinia; Poritidae
Source: the annotation of a GenBank genome assembly
AUGGCUCUCGUACAGAUUUUCCUAGUUCUCGUGGUUUUGUCUUCUGAAGUUGGUGCUUUGUCGUGGAGUAACUGCGGUGAGCUGAGAGAAAUUCAGUAUUGAUUUGAAACUCAGUUUAAUUUAAAGGGAGACCCACAACUUUUAAUACAAGCUUUGACGAACAACAAAUAUCAAUAAUCGAACCAAAAUUAAUGGCCUCAGUCAAAACUAUCCUUAUCUAGCCAAACGUAGUUUAUACCUUAACUUAUUCUCGAAAAUCGUAUACUUUUAAUGUUGCUGAUUAUCGUCGUACACUUCUUGUCCUAAAGAGUGCUCUGAUAUUUGAUAAUUAUGGUUAGUACUGAUUCGCCACCAUAAAGAGUUCUUCAGAUGACAGUUUUCGGGCGCGUGUUCCCCUUCGUCAGAGCAAACAACUAAACAGAAUUCUUGAUGUUACCGUGAUUUCGUAAUGUAUCAACGACGGCAAUGGUGCAUCUUUUUUAAUAAACAGCUAAUCGAUUAAGAUUUCAGUCUCGACUUGUAAUCAGUUAGCUUGAAAAGCUUAUCAAAACUCACUAUAAUCUUUGCCCUUUAGCUGUGUCCGAUCGAGCAGUUGCGCUGUACAGAGACCAUAAAAACUUUUAACCCGCCAGUGUUAUCCUCUCGGAAAUUAACGAUCGCUUUUCGUGUAAUGCGAAAAGUUCAUAAGGGAAGCUCAACCACACGGGGCGACAGGCUUCGAAAAGUAUGGGAUUAAAGGGAGGCAAAAGGGGCCUUCCACAUUCCCUCUAGAUUCCCUUUAUCGGUUUGCUGUCGCUUGCCAACCGCGUAAACACUCCAACAAAACUGGCUGGUCUGCAAUCAGCUUUCACAACUAAAAAGUUGAACAUAAUCCAUUUCUUCUCUGUGUUUUCUUUAACUGUUAACAGAUGGAAGUACGCCCAUAAACGUCAAAGAGAUAAGUCUCAGUCCACAACCAAUCCCUCUUGCGGAAGGUGCUAACAUUAAAUUCAGUGGAAAGUUUAAAUUAGAUGGUACGACUGGGACACAGUAUAAACUGCGCCUUUCACUGUGGAAGAAAGCAUGGUUUACGUGGUUUCCUAUUCCAUGUCCAAAGUGGUAAGGAAGAUCCAUACACUCGUUUUUCUAUAUAUAAGAACGUCCAUUUUUCGUGUUGAGUCUGAAAAAUAAAUUGUUCUUCUCUGAACCUCGGGUAUCAGUUCUUAGUAUGUUCUUAAUAUUUUGGCAAAUUUCAGGCUGAACAUUGUUGUAAAACAGGUUCUUAAAAAAAGAGAGUAAUACAAUUACCAUGCAAUGCAAAUCUCCGGAACAAAAAGCUAUGAGGAACCGAAAUAGUUCAAGUUACUAAGAGACGAUAUAUUACUAACAUCACUGUCUCGACGAAAUUAACCUGGACACAGGCAUUAUUGACAGAUUUGAAAAAAAAGUCGUAAUCGACCAAUUGAAAAUGCUUCUUAGAAUCGAAUAGGAUAUCACCAAAAGAGAACUCUAAUAUAAAAAAAUACUAAAAACAAUAUUAAAGAAUCUAGAAAUGGAAGCUUUUUUCGAUGCAAACUUCAAAACUUGAGAAACAUACCGUUUAAAAAGAUAUAAACUAACACAACGUUUUCAGUUCAGUACUAUAAAAUCUCGGCUCGCUGCAACAAUAAUUUAAUGGUCCGCAUUUAAACUGGGAUGCUCUUUUUGUUAAGUGCAAAAUCGUACUUUGUUUCUCUUCGAAUAAUGAAAUAUUGCUCUAUCAAGUUGUAAAUUGUUCUUGCAAGACCUGUCCCACUUAUCGUUUCUCAUUUAGACAUAGAUUAUGAUGACAUAUGGGUACUGCUCAAACCAAGGAUAUAAAAAUAAAGUUUUUUUUACUACUUGUAUAUAUUCCUGGCAACGCUUUCAUACUCUUUUCUCCCAUUAAGCGCUAACGAAAUUGGUUGUUUUAUUUAAAGUCAACAGGACGUGAAAUGCAGUGAGAUAGCUGUCUUCUUAAGAGGAGCAACAUGUCCUCUGCCAUCGAAGGAGUACGUCGUUGAAGAACAGUCUUUCCAUUUGAGUAAUUUGCCAGGCUUUAUUACUGCCUUAGUCCCCGAGGUUAGUAAUAAUGACUCUCUGAAAGCGAAAUAAGGACCAGUUCAAAGGAAUGUGGAAGAUGUUAACUGUGGUGUUGUUUAUUAUCUUGCACUCAUAAAUGAAACAAAGUCGAGGCUUGGUUGAACAAGUUGAUACAGAACACCGUGCAGAGUAAGAAAAUCACCGAGGAAUACCUAAUAUAUAUUAAGCUUACUUGAAGUCCCCCAGACUGUCUUCAGUUUCUCUGUUAUGGCCGUGCAUACAUGCAUGUAGAUAACUCGAACAUGAGGUUCAUAGGCUCUCAAAGACCGUUUCACUCGACGCACGUCAACCGGAAGUGGACUUUUCGCAAUCUUGGGUUUGUGGUUAUGCCCAAAUUUGAGGGCAGUUUGUCUCUAUAAGCGUAAAGACACUUAGCAAUACAAAUUUGGUAUCGUCCAGGGGUACUGAAAGGGGACGCCUCACUUCCGGUUGGUCUGCGUCGCUCAUAAACAUCUUUGCUUAAGCUCCUAUUGUAGUAAAUAGCAUGCUUAGGCAUUAGAACAUCUUUCAUCAAUUCAAAAAGCGACUUUAAAGAUAUGGAUCUUUUGAAACAACCGUCGAAAGCAAGCUCAUUGUACCGGAACGUAGAGCUUAGCUCUUGCUAAUGUUUUAUGGAAAGCUCCACUUUGCUAAUUAUGGCCUUAAAUUUAAACGGCCAAUCUACUUCCUGUUAUGAAAAGGUCCACUCACUGGUGGUUAUUUAUUUUUCAGGGAGAUUACUGCGUUAAGGCGGAGCUGCUCGACAGUGGCAGUAAUAAACCUGUUGCCUGUGUCGAAGCAUAUCCUCAGAUCACAAAAACCAAGCCAAGUGGGGAAUUAUAA